AUGUUUCAGAAAUCCAUUAUAUUGCUUGCACUCACUUUGCACAGCAUCAGUGGCUUUGGACUGCAAUCGUUCUCUUCCAUCAGCAGAAGCAGCACCAAUGGUCAUGGUCGAAAAAGAAGCCCGCAAAUCCAAACUUCCUCAGGCAUUUCUUCUUCCCUGAAGAUGGGUCUGUUGGAUAAGAUUUCCAAGGCCUUUCUGCAAGAGCGGGAUGGUGACUUUGUCAAAUUGCAAGAUUCGGACGACGCUGCCGAAUCUUUGGGUCCAGCCAUUUUGCUGUACAACAUUCCAGCAGGAAUCUUGGACGAAGAGCUAGAAGACAUGUUGGAAGAUGGAGCACCAAAAUCGAGUAAAAAGGGAGUAACACUGCAACGGAUACCCGAUAUGAACGAUCCGUUGUUGGAGCUGACGCUAGAAGAAGCUUUGGUUCGGGUUCUUGAUGAUAAGGAUGACUCAGACAGGGACGAAUCUUCUUCAUCUUCUGAUAAUUCCAGCCUAGUCGCACCGAUUGAAGCAGUCAAUCGUGGGACUCCCGUAAUGAUCUUUUCGGGAUUCCCCAAUGCCGAAAUGAUGGCUUCCUAUAAUAUCAUUGCCGAAGAAAUCUUUCGGGAGAAUGGAGGCCGAGCGGCCUGUGCCAAGGCAGUGCCAAAUGCAUUGCCCAAGCCAUUGCGACAAGUCGUCGAAGAGAUUUCGGGUGAUCAUCAGAAUGCUCUAGCGAUGUAA
Messenger RNA from Cylindrotheca closterium, 720 nucleotides. The record is from the annotation of a GenBank genome assembly. Lineage: Eukaryota; Bacillariophyta; Bacillariophyceae; Bacillariales; Bacillariaceae.